Jaculus jaculus (lesser Egyptian jerboa) is the source of this 930-nucleotide messenger RNA. RefSeq names its product olfactory receptor 1L6-like. Gene Ontology annotation, cellular component: membrane. Lineage: Eukaryota; Metazoa; Chordata; Mammalia; Rodentia; Dipodidae. The record is from RefSeq and is a predicted model, not a curated record. Gene Ontology annotation, biological process: G protein-coupled receptor signaling pathway. Gene Ontology annotation, molecular function: G protein-coupled receptor activity; olfactory receptor activity.
AUGCUGAGGGGAAACCAAAGCCAUAUGACUGAAUUCCUCCUUCUGGGAUUGACCAAUGACCCCAAACAACAGGCAUGGCUUUUUGCCAGCUUCCUUGUCAUGUACCUGGUCAAUGUGAUUGGCAACUUGGUCAUCAUUGCAGCCAUCUGGGGAGAUGCCCACCUCCAUACCCCCAUGUACUUCUUCCUCUCCAACCUGUCCUUGGUGGAUAUCUGCUUUACCACAGUCAUUGUGCCACAAAUGUUAGUAAACUUGUUGGCUCAAAGAAAGACUAUCCUGUUUGCCCAGUGCCUUGCCCAAAUGUAUUUCUUUGUGGCCUUUGGAAUCACAGACAGUUUCCUCCUGGCAGCUAUGGCCAUUGACCGAUAUGUGGCCAUCUGCAACCCACUGCGUUAUACCACAACCAUGAGCCCCAGGCGCUGUCACCUGAUGGUGACGGCAUCCUGGGUGGUGUCCCACCUCCACUCACUAGCCCACACAGUUCUCAUGGGCCGCCUCUCCUUCUGUGGACCCAAUGUUAUCCACCACUUCUUUUGUGAUGUCCAGCCACUGUUGACACUCUCCUGUUCUGACACCUCUGUCAAUGAGCUUUUGGCCUUCACAGAAGGCUCCUUUGUGAUCAUGAGCCCCUUUAUCUUUAUUGUUGUCUCUUAUGUCUACAUCACCCGUGCUGUUCUGAGGGCUCCUUCAGGGGGAGGCAGGUACAAGGUCUUCUCCACCUGUGGAUCCCACCUCAUGGUUGUGGCACUAUUCUACGGGACCAUAAUAUCUGUGUAUAUUCGCCCCUCAUCCACCUACUCAGUGACAAAGGAUCGUGUGGUCACCGUCAUCUAUACGGUAGUUACCCCCAUGCUGAACCCUUUCAUCUACAGCCUCAGGAACAAGGACAUGAAGUGGGCCUUGAGGAAGCUAAUUAGAAAAACAGAGUAG